AUGUAUUCCUUCCUUUAUAGAUCUAUUUGUCCAUUUUUCAGGACAAUCGUAAAGCCACUGUUACCGGAACGAACUCGGCAGAAGGUUUUUAUAUUUGGUUCAAGCUGGAAAACCGAAAUUCAAAAUGUUGCUAUUCCGGAAGUAUUGCCGGCAUAUUGGAAUGAUGACAAAAUAAAG
Messenger RNA from Loa loa (African eye worm), 177 nucleotides. RefSeq lists its product as hypothetical. NCBI's taxonomy places the organism in Eukaryota, Metazoa, Nematoda, Chromadorea, Rhabditida, Onchocercidae. The record is from RefSeq and is a predicted model, not a curated record. The transcript has a single exon. The annotation marks the transcript as partial.